Leucoraja erinaceus (little skate) is the source of this 3976-nucleotide messenger RNA. RefSeq lists its product as uncharacterized. The record is from RefSeq and is a predicted model, not a curated record. The coding region runs from base 336 to 1085 and encodes 249 amino acids. The transcript has 6 exons. NCBI's taxonomy places the organism in Eukaryota, Metazoa, Chordata, Chondrichthyes, Rajiformes, Rajidae.
GUCGUGAACCUGCGGACCAUCUAUGGAAAAGGUAGCGUGCAAUUAACUCGUGCCUAAAUGGUAUGCGUGUUUUUUGUGUGCAGGAGCCUUUGGCUGGUCACUUUUUCUUAUUUCAAGCAGAUAAUAAGCUCUUUUAAUGGGUCAUGAACAAGAGUAGCAUCUGUAGGAAGCUUUUAGCCAUCAAUUAACUCGUGCCUCAAUGGUCAUUUAUUAGAUGAUUGUUUACCUCCUGCAGUGCCUAAACCUUUUCCUUUGGAAGAAAUGAAUGCACCUUUCAGAGGAGAUUUUAACACAGUGUCUUGUCAUCCCAUGCAGAUGAACAGCUUGUCCAAUAAAUGAAGAGUCAAAGAACAAUAUUUGGGAGGAUACCAACCAAGGCCACCAAGUCUGGGGCAGCUGGACACAACCUCACCCCAAGGCAGGUGCCUCAAUUGUCCGCUGUGCCCUGUGAGGAGGUGGAGGAGCCACUGGAGUGCACUUCAGCCAUGAACCUUUCCACCAGUGAAGAGCGCUACAGAAGGCGUGGUCAACGCGAUACUGAAAGUUGGGAAUCAUCACCUGUUGGUACGCCACACCUUGACGGACGAGAAGUAGAGAUGAGUUUUAUCUUGGAGCAGGUGAGGGAUGCCCUAAAGAAGGUAGAGGAUGACCGGAGGGGUAAAACACUUCUGCAGGAGUUCCUAUUUAAGAUGACAGGGUUCAUCGCCACCAUGAUUCACGUCCACCCACCUGUGCAAUACAUGGCAAUAUGUAGGCAACUUGUAAAUGAUGCCAUCAAUCACUGCCACACGUAUGCCCAGCCAGAUCCACAACUGCAACGUCAGCAGGUGGCACCACGUCAAAUUAAUCCGAUGGUGCAGCUCUGGAACCAUUCUGAGCAGCUUUCAUCAAGACCACAGCCACAACAGAUGCGAAUGGCGGCACAGCCACAAUUCAAUGCUGGACAGAGGCAGGACACUGACUUCCAGCCCACAGGAUCUGUGUUGUCUGCAAUCGCCACAGAUUAUUCUGAUCAAGGUGUUUCCUCAAGAGGUGCAUCACCUGAACCAAGGGAAGGUUUCUUCCGGGACAUGGGGAAUGAAUAAUGUAACGUUUGAUGUGGUUGUUUACCGUUUGAUAAAAGAUUGUUGAAGUUUGUUGUUAUUGCUGUUUAGACUUGUUUUGUUUUGUUUCAAGUCAUGUAAUUUUAAAAUUUUGAUCUAUGAAGCCUGUUUAAAAAUGUUUUGAUAAUAAUUUGGGUGAUCACUUUUUGUAAACUUUGCACAAUAAAGGUAAUAAUUGUUUAUUCAAACCAAAAUUGAUGUCUAAGAAACAUUUUUUCAAUGUCAGCAGAACAUCUCAUCUCUUAAGUCUCAAAAAUCAUGAAUAAUGUUUACGGAUUACUGAGAAGCUGGAUCAGGGAGGGAAUUCUCAGCCUCUCACAUGUGCUAUAAUGAGUGAUAAAAAACACAACGCCACCAGUGCUCUCCAUUUGCAAGGGAAUUUUAUUGCACCUAUUGAUGGGUCAGUAAAUAAAACAAACAGCACACUAGAUGGAAAACAAAAUGUUUGCACAUCUCUUAAAAGGCACUGAAAUCUCCAACAUACAAGGACAUUUUCACACCAUCUUGGUAAAUGCAAGUAAGGAAGUGAAUUGCUAAGGGAUUUAUCAAACAUUGAAAUAAUGCUGUACAUAAAAAGUAAAGCAAAAGAGCUCUUAUCUGUGAAAACCAAAUUAAGUUGCAAUAGAACGCUUGCAUAAUGAAAAAAGAUUAACAGACCAUUUUUCUAAGAUGAGCACAGUUUUUGGAUAAAACAACUGCAAAUAAGUCUUUCUGUCAAAUUAAUUCAUCUGGAAUUAAACAAAAUUAGCUUGAUUUCAAUUGUUUUCAAAAAAAACUUUUAUUGCCUUCAGUGCAGUCUCCUCCUGCAGUGCUUCACCACAGUUUGUGCAGUGUCAUGCUGACGUCCUGUUCCUCAAAUAGCAUUGUUCUGCCAUGGUACACUACCCAGGGAGGGCUGAGUUGUAGUAAGAGCAGAGAUGUUCUCUCUGCUCUUUGCCACCCUUGAACUGGUUUUACGUGGCAAUCCCUGCAGUGAUACCAUAGGUAUCUCCUGCUCUGCACGUACCUGUUGUUAUGUUUCCGUGCGGACGUCAACCAAGUCACCCUCCUCCAUGGCUGUAGCUGAUGCUGCAGCACAUCUGACACGGACAACGUUGUGGAGGACACAUGCUGCAAACGCAAUCGUCUCAACAUUCUUGGGCACCUGCUCCGUAGUAGUCAGCAAGCAACGAAAUCUGCUUGAGAGGAUUCAAAAUGCGUUUUCGACAACCCUCCUAGCCCUGGAAAGCCUAUAAUUAAAGAUCCUUUGAUCCCAUGUCAAAUUCCUGUGUGGAUAUGGCUUCAUCAUCCACGGCCUGAGUGCAAAGGCAUCAUCACCAACCACACUGUAGAAUAUGUCCGGGUUGUCGUCUCCUGGCAGAGGUUCGGGGUCAGGCAUGUUCCAUUUUCCAUUGACUGCCCGAGAGGACUCUCUCUCCAGAUCCUGGCAUCUGCUACACUGCCAGGUGUGCCCACAUCCACAUACAGGAAUUUGUAGUCUGAGUCCAACUGAGUGAAAAUUCUUGUAAUUGUAGUAUUUUGAACCUCCCUUGGGUGGACAGCUGUUGCAACGUUUGCCAUCCACUGCCCCACAUGUAUGUUUAAAAUUCCAUUGUUUAUCAAAGCCCUGUGCCACUCUCUUCCAAUCAUUUGGUGUUCUGGGGCAGUCGAUCACAUUAUCCCCAUAUACAUCAAUGAUUGCCUCACAGGUCUCUCGGACAAUCUUACUGAUAGUGUUGUGGACUACAAGAAAGUUGUAGCAGAGUCCCCUGAUGCCAAAUGGCGGAGUGUGAUGGUCAGGCACAGUCCUGGUUCCAGUCGCUUCCUCAUAUAGGUCUCCUUUGUUUCCCAGCAGGGGACCCACUGUUUCCUCCAGCUCAUUAAACAUGGAAACAUAGAUAGAAACAUAUAAAAUAGGUACAGGAGGAGGCCAUUCGGCCCUCCGAGCCAGCACCGCCAUUCAUUGUGAUCAUGGCUGAUCGUCCCCUAUCAAUAACCCGUGCCUGCCUUCUCCCCAUAUCCCUUGACUCCACUAGCCCCUAGAGCUCUAUCUAUCUCUCUCUUAAAUCCAUCCGGUGACUUGGCCUCCACUCCCUCUGUGGCAGGGAAUUCCAUAAAUUCACAACUCUCUGGGUGAAAACGUUUUUUCUCACCUCAGUCUUAAAUGACCUCCCCUUUAUUCUAAGACUGUGGCCCCUGGUUCUGGACUCACCCAACAUUGGGAAAAUGUUUCCUGCAUCUAGCUUGACUAGUCCUUUUAUAAUUUUAUAUGUUUCUAUAAGAGAACCCCUCAUCCUUCUAAACUCCCGUGAAUACAAGCCUAGUCUUUUCAAUCUUUCCUCAUAUGACAGUCUCGCCAUCCCAGGGAUCAAUCUCGUGAACCUAAGCUGCACUGCUUCAAUCACAAGGAUGACCUUCCUCAAAUUAGGAGACCAACACUGUACACAAUACUCCAGAUGUGGUCUCACCAGAGCCCUAUACAAUUGCAGAAGAACUUCUUUACUCCUAUACUGAAAUCCUCUUGUUAUGAAGGCCAACAUUCCAUUAGCUUUCUUCACUGCCUGCUGUACCUGUAAGCCAACUUUCAGUGAUCGGUGUACAAGGACACCCAGGUCUCGCUGCACCUCCCCCUUACCUAACCUAACCCCAUUGAGAUAAUAAACAGCUCAGGUGUGAUUCGUAGAAAGUUUUUAAAUGCAGACAAAUCCUCAUCUUGCAGCACAAACAUCAGGUUAUCUAUCAUACUGUCCAAGCCUCAAUCUUCUUUGCAAGAAGGGCUUCACCCACUGACACCACUUCUUCUGCUUCCUCUUCACCCUUGUGCUUUCCCUUCUGCUUUUCUUGAAAGGCUGAAGCAAAAGAGCCGCUGCUGACAGCAGUAGAUGUACUUUUAG